CAAGUUGAAGACGAAAGAGGAAACGGCGAAGACGACCGAAACCGCUGCCAAGGGUAUCCGUUUCAUUUUGCGAUCCAAAGCCAUAGCUUCUACCGUACAGUCGUAUGCAUAAAUAUAAAGCACUGCAGCGAAUAAGAGUACUACGGUAGCAUGUCCUCUCAUUUUCAGCACCAUCAACAUCAACAUCAGCAACCCCCAAUUCCUGUUGGCAUGCUGGAACACCACAACCAUGAACUAGACGAACGAGGAUUCGUGGUGAAUCCUAGUUCCCGCGAGAUUGCGCUUGGGUGGUUGGAGCAAUGGCGUCGUUCCAAGUUGAGCAAAGCGUGGAAACGAGUCUUGGUGUCCUUAGUCAAGGGACAGCAUUCAAUGACGGAAACUUCGCUAUGUGUUUGGAGACAAGUCAUUAGUGAAACCACGGGAACUGCCGCCUUGGAACUCUUGCAACAGAUCCCACUCAGCCAAGUCCAAUGGGUCGACUAUGACACCAACAUUCACGCUCAAGCAAACUUUUCAAGCUAUGCAGGUAGUGCAGGUGGAGAAGACAGAAACAGAUUCGCCAUUUCACUCUUUCAAGCGCAAGAAGACGUCAUCUUCAGAAGCAUUCAGGAUCCUCAAGCCAUUAGAGAUUGGGUUACCACUCUCAAGACUGUCCAGCAACACAUUCAAAAUGCAAAACAUGACACCAACAAUGCUACCUUUGCUUUUGCUCAUUCACCCAUUUCUACACCAAAUGCAAGUACUGCACACCAGUCUACCAGUAGUAUACCCAAAAGCCAACCAGAUCAGGUCUUGGAUCUACUCUCCUUUGACAACACUACUCAACCCACCAAUAGUAGUGGCAGUGCUCAAAAUCCACUCUUCCCAGACUUGCUCGGCCAACAGACUGUACCUAUUUACCACCAGCAACACCACCAGCAACCUCAAAGUCAAUCUCAAAACCAACCUUAUCCAUCACCAGUGCCUUCAAGUUCUUAUCCACAGCCAAACACUUUUGGACGUUCUCAGAGUCCCACUCCUCCACUCAUGCAAGCGAGGUCCAUGAGUCCGACCCGGCCUCCCACGCACCAUCAUCAUCACCACCACAACCACAUUCCACAAAAUAACCAUCAAAAUCAGAAUCGAUCCCAUAGUCCUCCUCCGCUCUCGUUUCACAAUAAUCCCUAUGCCAGACAACCACAAUUCAUCCAAAACAAAAAUACAACUCCUGCACCAGCUCCUCCGCCGCCGCCUCCACCACGAGUACCGGUACCAAUACAACAACCCACUGCAACUCGGCCUACUCAUCUUCAUCAGCCACAGUGGAAUCAUACCCAACAACCACGUCCACAGCAGCACCCUUCCAUGAACAUGAACAUGAACAUGAACAUGAACAAUAACCGAGGAAUGCACGCCAAUAAUCAUACCAACAAUCAUCAUACCAACAAUCAUCAUCAUGUCAGAGCUCAUACGCCACCACCCAGGGCAAAACCACCGCCGCCCGUUCCAAGACCUACCAGUACGAACAAUACGGCACGAACCUUCUCACAACCGACCAUGCCACACCAAACCCAUAAUCAUCACCAUCACCACAAACCUCCGACUCGCAGCAAUAGUGCUCCACUGCCCCAACAUGACAACAAUGACAAUAACAGCAGCAGUGCCAGACAAGCCGAUAUUAAACGACGUGUCAUUCAAGAUUGGGCACUACAACCACCACAAUAUUGUCAACUCAAACCACUCGCGGAACUCAUACGAACCAUUCCAAAAGUAUUCCCGCCUCAUGCCACUUACGUGCCCUCCCAUGCCUAUUUUGAAAAAUGGGAUACCAGUCACAUGUUUGAUCUCAACACUGGCGGUGGUGGUGGUGGCAAUCAUAAUAAUCAUCAAAAGGUCGUGCGAAAAUUACGAUUCUUUUUGCAUCCCGAUAAAUUGCCAAAGGAUUUCUCGGACGAUCAAGUAUUCUUGUGCAAGGUACUGUGGGAUGUCGUCAAUGAUGCACAGCAGCAGCAGCAAGAACUACAGCAACACCAGCAACAACGACCAACAGGAAAGUAAAAAGAGUGACAAUGACAAAUUACAACAAAUGAAAAUGAGAAUGAGAAUGGAGAGAGUGGGCGCAUUUGAAUAAUAGUGGCGACCGGUGGAUUUGGAAACGAGGAAUGAAAUUACGUGAAUCGAAUCGAAUCGGAAGGCAAACGUGGAGUCGAGACGAUUGACGAAGGAAAUUCGAGGCUACUAAUUUUUAAGAUGCAGGGAUCGACAGGUACUGUCUUUCGAAGAAUUACACUGUACCCAGGCAGCAAACACCGUGUGCAAAAAAAGGAUGGUUGAGCGCACCAAUCGGCACGACGAAUUUUGGUGAAGACUUUAACGGAACACAACAAUUUGCUAGUAGAACUCGAUUUUUUUAAAAACCAGAUUAUGCCCACAACCGUGAUCGACCCGAUUGAUUCGAACGGGCGUGGCGCUCAGAGUGCUUCCAUGCAAGCAGGCAGCAACCAGAAACCAUUCAAGCAAAAGAUGAGACAUUCGGUUGCAGUUUUAGAUCCAAUACAUGCUUGAUCAGCCAUCGCUUUCUGAACAGCCCGGCCCCGGUAUUAGAUACCGGUACGGUACCAGCUACGGCAUGAACGAUACGGUGUUCUCUGGAAGCCAUGGUGCCUUCACUUCCAAGCAAUAUGCACUAGAUUUACUCUUUGGAUAGUUCGUCACGUUGGCAUUCAGCCGCACAAUUUUCGGCGCUAGUCGCAUCUAUCCGAGCUAAACUGCCCGUCUGAGAUCGAGCCCGUACCCAGCACGACGUGGCGGCUCAACUGCUUCCAAUCUUCUCCGGUGUGAUCUUCUGCGCUCCCUGGCUUUCAACUUUGAUUGGGACCUUGUUCAGAGCUUGGCUAUUCUGGGUCGCUUUCAAGCUUUCGACACAAACUGGGCUCAAACCAUGGAGGAUCGCCCGACCUCACAGAAUGAACCCCCACGGUUUUGAAGAAGCCUCCAAUGCUGCUUCCAACUCCAACGGCGUUCAAAGAAGGAGAAGUCAGCACUUCGCCAACGGUCCGUGCUGUUUGCGCGAAGCACUCACGGCAGCGAGAGCACUUGUACGCAACCAUGAGGUCUCUGUGAUUUACUGAACAUUCGCUGCACAGCGUAGUGGAAACAGCAUUCUCGAUGACAUCCGCUAGUAUGAUAUUCGAAUGAUCGAUAAAGCUUGGAUAUGAUCCUGAAUUUCCUUGUCCGCCAACAGCUCGUUUACUUUUGUCAAGAAUGAUUGCAUGUACUCGGUUCCAUGGGUCCGAUCCUGGAUGAUCCGAUCUCGGG
Messenger RNA from Seminavis robusta, 3297 nucleotides. The record is from the annotation of a GenBank genome assembly. NCBI's taxonomy places the organism in Eukaryota, Bacillariophyta, Bacillariophyceae, Naviculales, Naviculaceae.